Molecule: messenger RNA, 1120 nt
Organism: Bemisia tabaci
Lineage: Eukaryota; Metazoa; Arthropoda; Insecta; Hemiptera; Aleyrodidae
Gene: bisc
Product: TM2 domain-containing protein 1 biscotti
Source: RefSeq, a predicted model, not a curated record
UCUUAUCAGUAUCACUCACUCUCACUAACGUUUGUAAUUUUGUAGUGCUUGUAGGUCGUGCUAUUGGAGUACUGGACUGACUUUAUUUUCUUCGUCAUUCUCAUUCAUUUAUUUCCUCCAGCAUUUAUGCUUUCUAAGAGACGCUUUAUCAGCGAACUUAAUUAAAAUUCACUUUACGACGACUUCACCAAGUGUUGUACAUGCAGGAGGUUAGGUUUUUUGCACAAUUAAUUGGAAAUUGGAACCCCCAAGGAAUACUUAAUUAAAAAGAAAAAAAAAUGUGAAAUUGUUUCCUUACUCUGUCUGACUGUAUAUUUCUACAUAUCCUAUCGUAUUUCCUAUAAUCUAUUACAAUGGUAUCUGUGAAGUGAUAUGUGUAAAGCAUGGUCGUCAGAGGUCUACCGUGGAUCUCUUUGCUCUGUUUGUGCUGGCUCUGUACAGCAGCUGGCAAUGGGGAAUCAUUAACUUUUACAACUGAUUGUAAUACUCUGCAAAUGGGCCAGUUCUUGUGUCCUGAUCCAGAUCCAGAGUAUAAUUACAUGGAUCCGAAGACUCAACAACCCGCAGGAUGUACCCGAGAGAAUAAAGCCACUGUUCGAUGCGUGGCUGCUGAUGGAAUAAUUUGCAAUGAGACCAAAAACUCCACUUUUUAUCAGGAGAUUCCUUGCAAAUGGACAAAUGGAUACUCAUUUGAAACAGCACUACUGCUUUCAAUUUUCUUUGGCAUGUUCGGAGCAGACAGGUUUUAUCUUGGCUAUCCAGCAUUGGGAUUACUUAAACUGAGCACUUUAGGAUUUUUAUUCCUUGGACAACUAAUAGAUAUUAUCCUAAUUGCAACGCAAAUUGUAGGACCUGCAGAUGGAUCAUAUUACAUCAUUCCAUACUAUGGCGCAGGUAUUAGUAUGAUAAAAAGCAACAACUGGACCUACAAGUUACCAGAGGAUGACUGGUCCAAUUAUCAAAAUGAUGAACUGUGAUAUUAGACUUUAAUGUACUUAAUAGCAUAUAUUUUUCUCUUUUUUUAUAAGAGUUCUCUCUGAUAAUUUUAAAUAAUUAGCUGUAAAUACGCGAUCUAUUAAGUUUUUUAAAAUAUAAAGAAAAAAUUCUUUUUUUUUCAAUA